AUGGAGAAGUUCGAAGAAGAGGUGGAAGAGAAGUUGCAUCUCAAUCAUCCCGGGCAUCACCACGGCGGUGUGUCGACGCGGUUGACGAAGGAUCCGGAAGAGCCUGUGACGGAGGAGCUGGCGAACCCGGAUAUCAGAGCUCAUAGCUCGCAGACUUCGGAAGAGCUUGAGAAAGAGACAGCUGUGAAUUCGUACGUGCCUUCUGGACGAGUGUCUUCGGCAGACAGCAGGAACGACAGAGGUGUGAAUGUUGUCAAUGCAGAGAAGCAUUUCGCGGAACUGCAGAGGCAGCUCAGUCAAGUCUCGCAGGCUUCGCGCAAGCUAGCCAGACAGCAGAGCCAUGCGAAGAGUCAGAAGGGCGCACAGGAUGUCGAGAAGGCGGUUGGAUCAGACUCUAGCGAGGACUCGGAGCCGUUUAACCUCGAGGACACGCUGCGCGGGAACAAACAGCUUGAGGAUGAGGCAGGCAUCAAGUCGAAGCAGAUUGGUGUGGUGUGGGAGAACCUAACGGUGAAGGGUGUGGGAGGCACGAAGAUCAAUGUUCCUACGUUCCCGGAUGCGUUUACGAACUUCUUCCUUUUCCCGUUCCGACAGGCGAUGAGGUUGCUGCCGACGAACAAGAAGGGGAAGGAGGUUAGUAUCUUGCAGAACUUCAGAGGUGUGGUGAAGCCUGGGGAGAUGGUUCUGGUGUUGGGGAGGCCUGGAAGUGGAUGCACGACUUUCUUGAAGACGAUUGCGAAUCAGAGGUUCGGGUAUACCACGAUUGAUGGCGAAGUCACCUACGGUCCGUUCACGGCAGCGGAGUUCGAGAAACGCUAUCGUGGUGAGGCGGUGUAUUGUCAGGAGGAUGAUAUACACCAUCCUACCCUGACAGUAGAGCAAACACUAGGCUUCGCCCUCGAGACCAAAGUCCCCGGCACUCGACCCCAAGGCAUCAGUGCGGCCGAGUUUAAAGACAAGGUCGUGGACAUGCUGGUGCAGAUGUUCAAUAUCGAGCACACGAAAAAGACGAUUGUCGGAAACCCAUUCGUGCGCGGCAUUUCUGGCGGCGAGAGGAAGCGUGUGUCUUUGGCCGAGACCAUGAUCACGGGCGGUGCUGUGUACUCCUACGAUAACUCGACUCGUGGUCUGGACGCCUCCACAGCACUGGAUUAUGCGAAGUCUCUUAGGAUCAUCACUAACAUCUACCACACCACCACAUUCGUCUCGCUGUAUCAGGCCUCGGAGAACAUCUACGCUCAAUUCGAUAAAGUCAUGGUCAUCGACCAGGGCAGACAGGUGUUCCUGGGACCCACGAAGGAGGCGAGAAGUUACUUCGAAGGCUUGGGAUUCCUGCCGAAGCCUCGUCAAACGACUCCUGACUACCUUACCGGCUGCACUGAUCCGUUCGAGCGUGACUAUCAAGAUGGCUACGACGAGACCAACGCCCCGUCUUCGCCUGAGAGCUUCGUGGCCGCCUUUGACGAGUCCAAGUACAACACAUUGCUCACUGAGGAGAUCGCAGACUACCGAAAAGUCGUGGCAGAACAGCAGCACAUCCACGAGGACUUUACGACCGCGGUAUCGCAAGGCAAACGCCACACCAAAGCCAAGACCGUCUACUCUGUCCCCUUCCACAUCCAGACCUGGGCACUCAUGAAACGACAGUUCAUCCUCAAAUGGCAAGAUACCUUCUCUUUGGUGGUCGGCUGGGUCACCACCGUCGUCAUCGCCAUCGUCAUCGGCACAGUCUGGCUGCAACAACCGCGCACAUCUGCUGGAGCUUUCACGCGAGGCGGUGUGCUAUUCAUCAGCCUCCUCUUCAACUGCUUCCAAGCCUUCGGCGAACUGGCUGGUGUCAUGCUGGGCAGACCGAUCAUCAACAAGCACCGAGCGUACACUUUCCAUCGGCCUUCAGCACUCUGGACCGCACAGAUCGUCGUCGAUCUUUCUUUCCAAGCAGUGCAGAUUCUUGUGUUCAGUAUUCUGGUCUACUUCAUGUGCGGGCUGGUGUUGGACGCUGGGGCAUUUUUCACGUUCUAUCUGGUCAUUCUCACCGGGUACCUUGGGAUCACGCUCUUCUUCCGGACGAUUGGGUGUGUGUGUCCUGAUUUCGACUCGGCGAUCAAGCUGGCUGCGACUGUCAUCACGCUUUUUGUUCUGACGGGAGGAUAUCUGAUCCAGUGGUCUGACUCGCAAGUCUGGCUACGCUGGAUCUUCUACAUCAACGCUCUCGGUCUAGGGUUUGCUGCUAUGAUGGUCAAUGAGUUCAGUCGCAUCGACAUGACUUGUGAAGGCACAUCAUUAGUCCCGUCCGGUCCUGGCUACAACAACAUCGAGCAUCAAGUCUGUACUCUCCAAGGCAGCACCGCCGGAAGCCGCUUCGUGAGCGGUACGGACUAUGUCCAGCAAGCUUUCCAGUACAGUCCUGGCGACCUAUGGCGAAACUGGGGUAUCAUGGUUGUCCUCAUCUGCGCUUUCCUUGCUACGAACGCGUGGCUGGGAGAGUACAUCAAAUGGGGUGCAGCUGGACGCACCGUAACCUUCUUCGUAAAGAGCAACAAGGAGCGCGAUGAGUUGAAUGAGAAGUUGCAGUCAAACCGCGAUACCAGACGCCGAGAAGAUACGGCACAGCAAGGCUCGGAGCUGAAGAUAGAGUCAAAGGCAGUCCUGACUUGGGAGGAUAUCUGCUACGACGUGCCUGUCAAGUCUGGCCAGCUACGGCUGCUCAAGAACAUCUUUGGAUAUGUCAAGCCGGGAGAACUGACGGCUUUGAUGGGUGCGUCUGGUGCUGGCAAGACGACGCUGCUGGAUGUGCUUGCGCAGCGGAAGAACAUUGGUGUCAUUACUGGUGACGAGCUGGUGGACGGCAAGCCACUGUCUACCGACUUUCAGCGAGGCACGAGCUAUGCUGAGCAGCUCGACGUACUUGAAGGCACGCAGAGCGUAAGAGAAGCCUUACGCUUUUCGGCCGACCUGCGCCAACCCUACGAGAUCCCGCAAGAGGAAAAAUACGCCUACGUCGAAGAAGUGCUCUCCCUCCUCGAAAUGGAAGACAUCGCCGACGCCAUCAUAGGCGACCCCGAAGCCGGCCUCGCAGUCGAACAGCGCAAACGAGUAACUAUCGGCGUCGAGCUCGCAGCGAAACCCCAACUCCUCCUCUUCCUCGACGAGCCCACCUCAGGUCUAGACUCCCAAUCCGCCUUCAACAUCGUGCGCUUCCUGCGCAAGCUCGCCGCCGCCGGCCAAGCGAUCCUCUGCACCAUCCACCAACCCAACGCCUCCUUAUUCGAGAACUUCGACCGCCUGCUCCUGCUGCAAAAAGGAGGUGAGACGGUCUACUUCGGCGAUAUCGGCAAAGACGCCCACGUCCUACGCAAAUACUUCUCCAAACACGGCGCCGAGUGCCCGCCCGAUGCCAACCCAGCGGAAUGGAUGCUCGAUGCGAUAGGUGCUGGCCAACAGGCCCGUAUCGGCGACAAGGACUGGGGGGAGAUCUGGUCCGACUCCGACGAGCUCGCGGAGACGAAAGAAGUCAUCCUGCGCAUCAAAGACUCCCGCACGAAGGAACUCGCCGGCCAACCCACCGUGGAGCAGAAAGAGUAUGCGACGCCCCUCUGGCACCAGAUCAAAGUCGUGACGAAGCGGCAGCUGAAGGCUUUCUACCGGAGUCCGAACUACGGCUUCACGCGGCUGUUCAACCAUGUGAUUAUCGCGCUGUUGACGGGGUUGAUGUUCUUGCAGCUGGACGAUUCGCGGACCAGUCUGCAGUACAGGGUGUUUAUUAUGUUUCAGGUUACGGUGUUGCCGGCGUUGAUUCUGGCGCAGGUGGAGCCGAAGUAUGAUCUGUCGAGGUUGAUCUUCUAUCGCGAGAGUGCCUCGAAGACGUAUCAGCAAUUUCCAUUCGCGCUGUCGAUGGUGGUGGCGGAGAUGCCGUAUAGCAUUCUCUGUGCGGUUGGGUUCUUCCUCCCGAUCUACUACAUCCCCGGCCUCAACCCAGCCUCCUCCCGCGCAGGCCUCAACUUCUUCUACGUCCUGAUCACGGAACUGUUCUCCGUCACCCUCGCCCAAGCGAUCUCAGCCUGGACACCAAGCACCUUCAUCGCCGUCCUGCUCAACCCUUUCAUCAUCGUCAUCUUCGCCCUCUUCUGCGGCGUCGCGGUCCCCAAACCACAGAUCCCCGGCUUCUGGCGCUCCUGGCUCUACCAGCUCGUCCCCUUCACCCGCCUCAUCUCCGGCCUCGUAGCAACCGAACUCCACGACCUCCCCGUCACCUGCACCCCGGGCGAACUGAACCGCUUCACCGCGCCUCCCGGCCAGAGCUGCGGCGAGUACAUGUCCGCAUUCUUCGCCUCCGGCGGGCCGGGGUAUCUGGUCAGUAACCAGACUCAGGAUUGCUCGUACUGCGCUUUCGCAGUCGGGGAUCAGUUUUACGAGCAGUUUGGGAUUAGUUGGGAGACGCGGUGGCGCGACUUUGGGAUUCUGACGGCGUAUAUUGGGAGUAAUUUGAUUUUGCUGUUUGUGGGGAGUCGGUAUAUGAAUUUUAAUAGGCGAUAG
Saxophila tyrrhenica is the source of this 4536-nucleotide messenger RNA. Its product is annotated as ATP-binding cassette transporter snq2. NCBI's taxonomy places the organism in Eukaryota, Fungi, Ascomycota, Dothideomycetes, Mycosphaerellales, Extremaceae. The record is from RefSeq and is a predicted model, not a curated record. The coding region runs from base 1 to 4536 and encodes 1511 amino acids. Gene Ontology annotation, cellular component: membrane. The transcript is spliced from 4 exons. Gene Ontology annotation, biological process: transmembrane transport. Gene Ontology annotation, molecular function: ABC-type transporter activity; ATP binding; ATP hydrolysis activity.